ACAGUGUAGAAUAGGCUUCAGGGGCGCACGGGGUAAUCGUCUUCGUGGCCCAGAUAUUGCUUGUGGUUUUACGACAAGAGCGCUUUGCCCUAUAUUGCUAUAACCUAGCUGACACAUUGUCCUGCAGAAUGAUGUAACUAUUCAGUGCCAGCCGUACACACUAUUCUAGACUGAGGCUCGAACCCGCUUGUACCGCCACAGCGAAUUAUUGUGUUUGCUGAUCGGUAGGAAUAUCGCACGAGUAGCUAACAGCCUGCCUAGAACAUAGGUUACUGGAUAGGGGAUCCUGAUCAACGCGAGGUCUCGUCGAGUUGCGGUCUUCUCCCGCAGCCGUGAUCCUGUUUGGUGGUAACUUACUUCCUGUGCAGGUGGCUCAAGUGUAUUCAGUUCUCAGUUCCCAGGUCCACUUCUGCGGGUGUCCACUCAGCCCCCCCCCCUCCCAACCUGCCUUGGGUGACCAGAUAAGGACAGUCUUGUACAGGUCACAGGCACAGCUGUAGUUCGCACUGGUGCCUCCACCCCAGUCAAGCUGAGUAGCUUGAGGACCACUACAAGGACAUGACAUACACUGUGUGUCUCGUUUCCAUGACAUUGAAGUAACCAAUAGCAACGAGGCAUCCUUGGCGCGCACGCACUUCUGCAUGAGACGGUCCACGGAUUGGAUCAGGCGAGUUAGGCAGUAAACCAGCAGAAAUCUGCAGGGGCAACCUGCUGCGCAUCUGAACGCGUCCCUCCAAGAAUGAUCUGUUGUAGAUGACUUGCAAUACCUCAACCAUGGAAUUGACGGUGGAAAAGGCUGAAGCAAGGUACGCAUCAUCACGCAAUUCAGUCAGACUGCUGGCAUUCAUCUGCCUUCUACUACUCGGUCUUGUUCUCUAUCCGCCAUUGCAUUGCAUCACCAUCACCAAGGGAUCACUCCACUUGGCAGCUAACGCCAACUCAGACCUCGGACUGCUGAUUCCGAAUUACGAAGCGAAACCCGGCCGCUUUCUAUACCUGGUCACGAGCGCGGGAGAUCCUGGUGCGUCGUGGAUUGCACUCACACAACAGCCUGGCGUGUAUGCUAUCUUUGCUACGUGGAAGCAUCGAGUCGGUCCGAACAUGACGUCAUCAAGACUGGAAGCGUUCUACUUUCCCAACUCGACGUGGACGGGCAGCAGAAAUUUUCUUUUCUCCAAGGUGGCCGGAUUCGAGCGGCGCAUCAUGAAGCGCAUGCACUUCAUAGUGUUCGCCGAUGAUGACCUUGCUCUGGUUUCGCGCAGCAUUUACAACCCCCGCUUCCAUGUUGCCGACACGUUGGCCGCCACUCUGCAGCUACACGACCUGCUGAUGCGGGACCGACCCGCUCGGGCCGGCGUCGAGUAUGCCGGUACCUGGGAGAACCCGAUCCGCCUGUACUCGACGGAUUGCGUGCGGAGCUGCGCUCUGGACGGAGUGCUGGACGUCUAUCACCGCUCAAUCGUCGAGUAUUUGCUGCCCUAUGAAGAUGCGUGGGAUUCCUCCAGCUGGCACCUAUCCCAGUUUAUCAUGAAUCUCCGCAGUCAGUCUCUGCUGCCGAACGGAUGCAAUCUCUACCGGGAAAUCUUCAUCGACACAGGUGCAAACCGGCACGGAACUUAUCCCACGGACAACAGUCUACUCCAUCGCGUGGCGGAAACAGUUACGGAAUGUUUGGUCGCCAGCGGAUUCCAGCUGGCCCGCGGAGCAUCUCACAUUUCCCACGCGGAAGCCGUGAAGCGUGCUCUGGGGCGGCCCAAACCAGGCCACCCUGCGGUAGGGUGCGCAGCUCAGCCUGUGGAUGUCAACUACGCGUCUAGGCUGGCCAAAGAUCUGCGUCUCUGGCCAAGGAGCUGCUCUGGCUGACCGGCUGCAGGCCAGCCAGAAUUAUGCACGCAUGUCAUUUGUAAAUGCGUGAGGAGCCGUGAGGAGGAGCUUGAGGAUACAUGGCCUUGAGGAUGAGCGUGAGGAUGAAAUAACUUGUCAUUGCUUUGUAAGAUAAUAAUUAAAUUUUGUCCAUUGUACAGCCUCUGCUGCUCAAUGAAAUCCUACUGCGUAAAUCAA
Messenger RNA from Sycon ciliatum, 2061 nucleotides. RefSeq lists its product as uncharacterized. The transcript has 2 exons. Bases 754 to 1863 code for a protein of 369 amino acids. The record is from RefSeq and is a predicted model, not a curated record. Lineage: Eukaryota; Metazoa; Porifera; Calcarea; Leucosolenida; Sycettidae.